CCCUAGAAAAGUUGGUCCACAUGGAGACGGCACAACAGGAGCCUGCGCCCGGCUCGCUCAGCUGGAGACUCAGCAGCCAUCCCAUCACGCUGCUUACCUUCCUCUUCUUCCGCACCUCCUCUCUCGUCGUGUACCUCCUGGGCCUGCGCCUGCUAACCUCCAACUUCGUGCUCAUCUUCAUCAUCACGAUCCUGCUGCUAGCCAUGGACUUCUACUACCUCAAGAACAUAGCGGGGCGGCGCCUUGUGGGGCUGCGCUGGUGGAACGAAGUCGAUGCCAGCACGGGCGACGGCCGCUGGGUGUUUGAGAGCCUCGACCAGGAAACGAGUUCCCGCCAGAUCAAUGCCACGGACAAGCGCUUCUUUUGGCUCGCCCUGUAUGCGCAGCCGGUCCUCUGGGUGCUGCUGGCGAUUGUCGCGCUCGUCAGCUUGGAGUUUAUCUGGUUGACGCUUGUGGUGAUUGCCCUCGUGCUUACCAUUACCAAUACCCUGGCUUUCUCGCGCUGCGACAAGUUCAGCCAGGCUACGGGCUUCGCGUCAAAUGCCAUGUACGGAUCGAGUUUUGCGCGGAAUCUGGCUGGCGGUAUGAUUUCUGGGCUGUUCAGACGGUGAAUUGUCACCAUGCAUACAUACAAACAAGAACGUUGAGUUUUUACUUGUCGUUCUCCGUUCAACCCCCAGAAAGAAAGAAAGAAAGAAAGAAAGAAAGAAAGAAAGAAAGAACAAACAAAAAAAAAUCAGAAAGCAGUGCAUUAGCU
Molecule: messenger RNA, 757 nt
Organism: Exserohilum turcica Et28A
Lineage: Eukaryota; Fungi; Ascomycota; Dothideomycetes; Pleosporales; Pleosporaceae
Exons: 3
Coding region: 21-611 (196 amino acids)
Biological process (GO): vesicle-mediated transport; protein secretion
Cellular component (GO): Golgi membrane
Source: RefSeq, a predicted model, not a curated record